AUGAUGUCAGCAUGGAGCAAUGGCAGCUCCAAUGUGUCCUAUACCAGCUUCCUCCUGGUGGGCUUCCCAGGGCGGCAGGAGUCCCGCAUCUUCCUGGUGUUGCCCUUCCUCAGCCUCUACCUGGUGAUCCUCUCUGCCAACGCACUGGUCAUCCACACAGUGGUGGCCCAGCGGAGCCUGCAUCAGCCCAUGUACCUGCUCAUUGCUCUGCUCCUGGCUGUCAGCAUCUGUGUUGCCACCACCGUGAUGCCUGCCAUGAUGUUCAGCUUCUCCACGCACUUCAACCGCAUCUCCCUGCCUUACUGUCUGCUCCAGAUGUUCUGCAUCUAUUUCCUCAUUGUCUUUGACUGCAACAUCCUGCUGGUCAUGGCCCUGGACCGCUAUGUUGCAAUCUGCUACCCUCUCCGCUACCCCAAAAUAGUGACGGGACAGUUGCUGGCUGGCCUGCUGGGCGUGGCAGCUGCCAGGAGCACUUGCAUCGUCGCUCCGGUGGUGGGGCUGGCCUCCCAGGUUCACUUUUGCUGCUCAGACAUAAUCCACCACUUUGCCUGUGAGCACAUGGCCCUAAUGAAGCUCUCCUGCGGAGACAUCUCCCUGAACAAGACUGUGGGGCUCACUGUCCGCAUCUUCAACAGAGUCCUGGACAUGCUGCUCCUUGGAGCUUCCUACUCCCGCAUCAUCCAUGCCGCCUUCCAGAUUUCAUCUGGCAGAGCUCGUUCCAAGGCCCUGAACACCUGUGGCUCCCACCUGCUGGUCAUCUUCACCGUCUACUCUUCCACCAUGUCCUCGUCCAUCAUCUACCGUGUGGCUCGCACCGCCUCCCAGGAUGUGCACAACCUACUCAGUGCCUUCUACCUGCUGCUUCCAUGUCUAGUAAACCCCAUCAUCUAUGGAGCCAGGACCAAGGAAAUCAGGCAGCACCUGGCAAUUCUGUUCCAAAGGGAACAGCUACCUGCACCCCCUGAGAAGCCCCAGUCUCUGCCCUCACAAGAGGAGCUUCCUGCCUAA
Neogale vison (American mink) is the source of this 1008-nucleotide messenger RNA. RefSeq names its product olfactory receptor 52K1-like. Gene Ontology annotation, molecular function: G protein-coupled receptor activity; olfactory receptor activity. The record is from RefSeq and is a predicted model, not a curated record. Gene Ontology annotation, biological process: G protein-coupled receptor signaling pathway. NCBI's taxonomy places the organism in Eukaryota, Metazoa, Chordata, Mammalia, Carnivora, Mustelidae. Gene Ontology annotation, cellular component: membrane. The transcript has a single exon. Bases 1 to 1008 code for a protein of 335 amino acids.